Molecule: messenger RNA, 2319 nt
Organism: Sinocyclocheilus anshuiensis
Lineage: Eukaryota; Metazoa; Chordata; Actinopteri; Cypriniformes; Cyprinidae
Product: protein FAM83C-like
Exons: 4
Coding region: 190-1944 (584 amino acids)
Biological process (GO): signal transduction
Molecular function (GO): protein kinase binding
Source: RefSeq, a predicted model, not a curated record
GCAGGUGGAGCGCAGCGUUGAGUUUCCCAGCAGCUCACAACAAUACUCGGAGAGGCCUCUGGGAAUAACGCACUCCAACUACCAUGACACAAAACAAGGUCAGCUUUGAAAUACACCAGCUUUAAUAACCGAAUGCUUGCUUGAGCUUUUGUAACACUCAGAUUACUUGGACAAACAUCAGUCGUGGAAAUGAUCAGUUCAGAGGUUUUGCGUCCGACCCCGAACCCUGCGCGUAAAAUGCUCGGGAAGCUCGCCAACAGGCUGGAGGAGGUGAAGAACCCCUGGAGACAAGGAUCAACGCUCGAGCUCAGCCACAAUGAAACCGCUCGGCUCGCCACCGACGCGCUCCUGGAGCACGGCGAGAAGGAGUACAAAAAAGUCUUGCAAGACGAAAGAGAAGUGAACUUUCUGUCCCCGCUGGAAAUACGCUAUAUCACCGAGAAUGUGGCCAAAGUUGGCGGCGCGGAUAGCGGCACUAAUGGAGUGGACAUGGAGGAAGGGGACACGGUGUCCGAGCUUACUUCAGGGACUUAUUUCCCCAUGAUGUCCGACGAGGAGCCACCAAUGUUGGAGCUGGGCUGGCCAGAGGUUUCCAACCGAUUUGGACCCACAGAGGCGCAGAUACACUUCCAGAGAGACAAGUCGAAAAACCUCAAAGAUCUCAUUCGAUCUCUUAUUAGUAACGCCAAGAAGGUUAUCGCUAUAGUCAUGGAUAUUUUUACAGACGUCGACUUGUUCUGUGACCUAAUGGAGGCCUCCAACAAGCGCCGGGUUCCAGUUUAUAUUCUACUGGAUGAGAAGAAUCUCAGCUAUUUUUUGAACAUGUGCUCAGAACAGGACAUCCAGAAUUCACACUUAAGUAAUAUGCGGGUAAGAAGUGUGUGUGGAGACACAUAUUGCACCAAAAGUGGAAAGAAAUUCACAGGUCAGGUUCAAGAGAAAUUCAUGAUCAUUGACUGCGAGGAAGUCAUAGCUGGAUCAUAUAGUUUUACAUGGCUUUCAGGCAUGGUUCACAGCAACAUGCUAAUGCACUUCUCCGGCCGCGUUACGGACUGCUUUGAUCGUGAAUUCCGCUGCAUGUAUGCAGAUUCCCAAAUAAUAGACCGUUUCCACAAUCCAGAAGAAGACGGGCUGCCUGGUUACUCUUACCACAUGCCAGUACCAAACUUGGGCUUGGAUUUUCUUGCAGACUACGGCAGCAGGGAGCGAGUGUAUUCGGAGCACUCCAGUAGCCAAUCCAGUGGCAGCGUUUCCAGCAUCAAAGCAGCUCCUCCAGGCAUGAAAUCUAUUAAAGUCACACCUGACAAGAAGAACCCGGAAAACUCUCAAAAGCCUCCUGACAGGAAGGGAGUCACGAGUCCAGUGCUUCAAAAGCCUUCAGGACCCCACAUUGUAAGAGGUUCUCCGAAUGGGACCCUCCAAAGUCAGGCGGUUGAGCGCACUUCCUUAGGUCAAACCGCUGGUGUGGAAUGGUCCAAAAUAGGAACGACAGAUUACCUACGCUCAAACAUUCCCGGACAGACAUCCAAAGUCCAGGCUUUAGGUCUCUACAGUUCUCCAAAACCUCCAUCACCAACUCAACAAACUCCAACCGACAAGGUCACCUCCAAAUAUCGACUUCCCACGCCUUUCAUCAGUAAGUUCACUGAUUUGUUCAGCUCAAAGGACAAGGACUCCCACUUCUUCCAGAAGAUGCCUACUCAUUCCUCUCCGUUUGGUGGGCCAGAUCUUUCUCAGAGCGAACCAGAGAGUAAGCAAGGUCCUGCUCCACCAGGACCCAUGCUAUCGGACAGGAUGCGCCCGGAGAAGGGGAUACAUCGGCGGGAUGAGAAACGCAUGACGUUGGGUCACAGCAAAUUGGACCUUGUCAACCAGUACAACAAGUUAAAUCAAUCCAAACAGGUAUACAGUCGCUUUGAGCUAAAGAACAACAUACCUCAGUGAUGCUGGGCCGUACUGAGCAUUCUUUCUGGUCAAUUCUUGUACAUUCCUGUUAUUGUGACUGUGCAAAGGGACGAUAGUCUUCUUGGAGAGAGAUUGUUGCUCUUUUUAUACACCAGAGAAAAAAUCAACCAGGAUUGACAGGCGAGGAGUGUUUUUUUGUGCAUUUAUAUUUUUUAUGAAAACUAAAUGCUUAGUACUAAUGCUGCCUUCAGGAAGUUUAGGAAAUCAUAAUUACGACAUGAUGUGUUCGAGAUAUAGUGAAUAGGUUUUUUCAAACUUCAUGCAACAGCAUGAAGAGUAAAUGAAUUACUUGUUUACAUUUAAAACAUGUAUUAAAUUAUAUAUUUAUAUAUAUAUAUAUAUAUAAAUUUCAUA